Haliotis rufescens (red abalone) is the source of this 762-nucleotide messenger RNA. RefSeq names its product transforming acidic coiled-coil-containing protein 3-like. The coding region runs from base 1 to 762 and encodes 253 amino acids. NCBI's taxonomy places the organism in Eukaryota, Metazoa, Mollusca, Gastropoda, Lepetellida, Haliotidae. The record is from RefSeq and is a predicted model, not a curated record. The transcript has a single exon.
AUGCUGGAGCCUCCCAACACUGUACUCCAGCCUAUACUCGCCAUGCUAGAACCUUCCAACACUGUACUUAAGCCUAUACUCGCCAUGUCAGAGCCUCCCAACACUGUAUUCCAGCCUAUACUCGCCAUGCUAGAGCCUCCCAACACUGUACUCCAGCCUAUACUCGCCAUGCUAGAACCUUCCAACACUGUACCCCAGCCUAUACUCGCCAUGCUAGAGCCUCCCAACACUGUACUCCAGCCUAUACUCGCCAUGCUAGAGCCUCCCAACACUGUACUCCAGCCUAUACUCGCCAUGCUAGAGCCUCCCAACACUGUACUCCAGCCUAUACUCGCCAUGCUAGAACCUUCCAACACUGUACCCCAGCCUAUACUCGCCAUGCUAGAACCUUCCAACACUGUACCCCAGCCUAUACUCGCCAUGCUAGAGCAUCCCAACACUAUAUUCCAGCCUAUACUCGCCAUGCUAGAGCCUCCCAGCACUGUACUCCAGCCUAUACUUGCCAUGCUAGAACCUUCCAACACUGUACUUAAGCCUAUACUCGCCAUGUCAGAGCCUCCCAACACUGUAUUCCAGCCUAUACUCGCCAUGCUAGAGCCUUCCAACACUGUACUCCAGCCUAUACUCGCCAUGCUAGAGCCUCCCAACACUGUACUCCAGCCUAUACUCGCCAUGUCAGAGCCUCCCAACACUGUAUUCCAGCCUAUACUCGCCAUGCUAGAGCCUCCCAGGACUGUACUCCAGUCAUACUUGCCAUGCUAG